Messenger RNA from Malus domestica (apple), 1903 nucleotides. RefSeq names its product methyltransferase FGSG_00040. The record is from RefSeq and is a predicted model, not a curated record. Lineage: Eukaryota; Viridiplantae; Streptophyta; Magnoliopsida; Rosales; Rosaceae. Gene Ontology annotation, molecular function: protein binding.
CGUAUUGAAUCUAUACAUUCUAUAUCUGUGAUAAUCUCCACGACGUCGUUCUGCUUUAUUUACUGGCCAUAUCUUACGGCCUCGUCAAGAUCGACAUAUCCGUUUAACGUUACAAAAAAUGCAGAAAAAGAAAAGGCAAUGUGUUGGAUCAAAAAAAAAGAAAAGAAAAAAGGCAAUGUGACCGUUACAUGUAAUCCCAAAUUCAAAAACUAUAGGGAACCGAAACCCUCAGUAACCCCAACAGAAUCGAAAAUUCAGAGAUGAGAGAAGAAACCGAACAGCAAGAUCAGCUAGCAAUGGCGGCGGCAGAAGAGCAAUUGCAGCAGCUCCGAUCCAAAGCCACGGAGCUCCUCCUCCGUGAAGAAUGGCAGGAGUCCGUACAAGCAUACUCUCACUUCAUCACCCUCUGUCGAUCUCACAUCUCAAACACCCUUCAAAACCCCGACCCAGAUCAUCUCCCCAAGCUCCGAAAAUCUCUCUGCCUAGCCCUCUCGAACCGUGCAGAAGCGCGAUCCAGACUCCGAGAUUUUGCAGAAGCUUUGAGGGAUUGCGAUCGGGCAUUGGAAAUCGAGAGGGCCCAUUUCAAGACUCUUGUCUGCAAAGGGAAAAUCUUGCUGAAUCUGAACAGGUAUUCGAUGGCGCUGGACUGCUUUCGAACAGCUCAGCUUGACCCGCAGGCUAAUGGGAGCUCGGUGGACCUCGAUGGGUACUUGCAGAAGUCCAAGAAGCUCGAGCUGAUGUCGAGAACUGGAGCUUUUGAUCUCUCUGAAUGGGUUGUUAACGGGUUUCGCGGGAAGCCUCUGGAACCGGCUGAGUACAUUGGUGCAGUGCAGAUCAAGAAAUCAGAGAUUAGAGGGCGUGGACUGUUUGCGACGAAGAACAUUGAUGUCGGAACUUUGAUGUUGGUUACGAAAGCUGUUGCCAUAGAGAGGGGGAUUUUGCCCGGUCAAGAAUUGGAUGAGAAUGCCCAAUUGCUCAUGUGGAAGAACUUCACCGAAAAAGUUAUGGAUUCCAUGGCUAAAAGUUCGAGAAUCCGCGAUUUGAUUAGUACAUUGUCGAGUGGAGAAGAUGAGGAUGAGCUUGAGGUCCCUGAGAUCGAUCUCUUUAAGCCCGAGGCGGAGCACAAUGGCGGCUGCCAUAAUGAGAAUGAGCUUGAUGCGAGCAGGAUUUUGAGCAUCUUGGAUGUCAAUUCACUUGUUGAGGGUGGAAUUUCUUCCAAGAUUUUGGGGAAGAACAGCGAUUACUACGGUGUUGGGCUGUGGGUGCUGGCUUCAUUCAUCAACCAUUCAUGUGUUCCGAAUGCAAGACGUAUGCAUAUAGGAGAUUAUGUAAUGGUCCAUGCUUCUAGAGAUGUCAAGGCCGGAGAGGAGAUAACAUUCGCAUAUUUUGAUGUGCUUUCGCCGUUGGAAAAGCGCAACGAAAGUUGCAAGACAUGGGGUUUUAGAUGUAACUGCAAGAGGUGCAAGUUCGAGAAGAAACUGUAUUCUAGAGAAGACGUGAGAGAGAUUGAGAUGGGUCUCGAAAGAAGAAUGGAGGCCGGCGCUGCGGUUUAUAAGCUGGAGGAAGGCAUGAGGAGGUGGAUCGUGAAGGAAAGGGAGAAAGGGUACUUGAGAGCAUCGUUUUGGGAUGCAUGCUCUCAGGUUUAUGGCACAGAGAAAUCAGCAAAAGGGUGGGGAAGACGCAUACCACCGAUGGAAACGGAGGUUGAUAGCGUCGUGCAAGCGGUGGGAAGCGACGAGAGGGUGUUGAGGAUGGUGGCAGAGAAGUUGAAGAGAGGUGGUGGAGGAAUGUUGGAGAUGGAGAGAGCUUUGAAGUUGGGAAGAGGGGUGUACGGGAAAGUAGUGAAAAAGCAAGCAAUUAAGAGCCUUGUUGGUUUAGGCAUUCCUUAACCAAUGCUAUAAGG